UAAAUCCCUAGAACAUGCAGACGUUUUAGGAUCUCAUUGUAUGGCUCAGAAGGCCUAACAUGGUACUCGCCCGGCAAGAUUAAUCUCUCAAAAGAUACUUAUACAAAUUUUCACUUUCGAUAUACAAAGAUUUGUACUUCUUCUAAUUUAUUUUAGGCAACGUAGCUAUUAGUGGGCUCCCUGUUAGUUUGUAGAGGCGGGCCAUCUCUCACAACAAGGGGCUUCGUAAAGUUCGCUCGUUAGAAUGCAAGCCCUACUUUAGUUUGUUUACACAGCACCUACGAGGAUGGACACUUCAAUACAGUUUAAUGGGAAGAAGGCGCUCGUCACAGGGGCUGGGAAAGGUCUUGGAAGAGAUUUAGUGAAAGUCCUUGCUAAAUGUGGUGCUGAAGUCUGCGCUUUGAGCAGGACACGGGCUGAUUUGGAUUCCCUUAAAGAAGAGGUACCGGGAGUACGCACAGUAUGUGUUGACAUAUCUGACUGGAAGGCCACCAGGAAAGCAGUCCAGGAGGCAGGACACUUUGAUCUCCUUAUCAAUAAUGCAGCCGUCAGUUUUGUUCUGCCAUUCUUGGAGGUUACAGAGGAAAACCUUAGCAUGCAUUUAGACGUUAACUUGAAGGCAAUGUUUAACAUUUCUCAGGUGGUUGCCAAGAGUAUGAUAGACAAGGGUACAGGAGGGUCCAUAGUGAAUGUGUCCAGUGUGGCCUCACAUUGUGCCUUGCUUGACCACAGUGUCUACUGCUCCAUUAAGGCAGCAGUGGACAUGCUGACCAAGUGUAUGUGUUUAGAACUGGGGAAGUACAAGAUCCGUGUGAACUCAGUCAAUCCCACUGUUAUCUUAACUCCAAUGGGGCAGAGAGUUUGGGGGGAUGACCCAGUCAAGAGUAAACCACUGCUGGACAGAAUACCUACAGGGAGAUUUGCAGAAAUAGAAGAUGUUACAGGGGUCAUACUUUUCCUGCUCAGUGACAAAGCAGCCAUGGUCAACGGCCAUAACAUGUCUGUGGAUGGCGGGUUUUCCAUUUAACUUCCAUGGAGUCCAGUCUGCUGUAUAAGCAUAUUGUAAUUUUACAUCAUUCCUCUCUUCUCAGUGACAGCUACUCACUGAUGCCAAUAAAAAAAAUCAAUUAAAAAAAAUCAUUGAACAUUGUUUACAUUUAAUUAAUCGUGCCAUCUUGACAUUAAAAAUAUAUAUGGAUCUUUCUUGCAUUUAUGCAUGCAUAAUUGUAAAAGCAGUGCCUUUUUUUGAAAAUUGUCCUGUGAUUUUAUAAAGCACAAUUUACUUUUUAUCAUCAUUCCUUAGCAUGGUAGAAGGUUGUACUUGCUGUUAGCGUUAUAUCUCAUUUAAAUUAGAUUAUUGGAGUAUAAAUGACAGGAAUUGUAUUUCCAAGACAAUGUUAGAAGAUACGAUUAGGUGCCAUCAGUCUAUACCACAUUAAUAAUAAUAAUAAUAGUAAUAUAAGUAGCCAUUAUUAUCAUUUGUCCAAGGCAGAUCAGAUUAUGGUGCUCAUUACAGGGUCCAAUACUCUGGGGCCUGUGUUAUUAAAAAUAAUUAUGUUAUUAAAUAUAAUUACUACGUGGUCAGAGAAUUUAUUUCAUAUACUUAUUGAUUCUUAAGAUAUUCAUAUAUAAAGUGUUUGUUAAUUUCAUUAAUGUAGCUUUUCACUGCCAAUGAAUUGUGCAUUUUUUAGUUAAGCAAUCUUUCCUUGCAUUGGCAAUGAGCAUUUUUGUUAAUUUUCACAAUGACAAAUUGUGUCCAACAAAAUCCUGUUUAAUUUGUAAUAAUCAAUUAUUACAUAGUCUAAGGUAAGUGAGGAGUUCCACAGAAAUCAUUGCUAGAAUCAUAAAAUUAUUGAUGAAUUCUGUACUGUUAUCACUGCAGCAACUGUCUCCUAGUGACACAAAUUAACUCAUGAAUGUGUCCCACAUAAGUUUGAAAUAAAUACGUCCCUUUGCUCAAGUCCUAAAGCCAUUUUUACAGAUGCACAAUGAGUACUAGACCUUAAAAA
This is a messenger RNA of Lingula anatina, 2009 nucleotides long. Its product is annotated as L-xylulose reductase. Gene Ontology annotation, biological process: xylulose metabolic process; glucose metabolic process. Lineage: Eukaryota; Metazoa; Brachiopoda; Lingulata; Lingulida; Lingulidae. The record is from RefSeq and is a predicted model, not a curated record. Gene Ontology annotation, molecular function: L-xylulose reductase (NADPH) activity; carbonyl reductase (NADPH) activity.